AGGAGGAGGAGGAGGAGGUGGAGAGAGAGACGAGCAGCGACUUCCUGUCACAGCCGUACCCCGCUGCCAGGCUGCCUCUUCGGGAGGCUUGUGGUGCUGCACACCGGGGAGGAAGGAAGGAGCAGCUUCUGCGGGUGCUGUGCGGCUCUGAGAGGGCUCCAGGACCCAGAACCGGAACCGGAGGAGCGUGAAACAUCAGCAGCGACAGCAGCAGCAGGAACCCAUCAUACAUGCGGGCGGGCUGCUGUCUCCACCGGCGGCUCCAGCUCCUGCUUCCCCGCCUCCCCGCGACUCCGAGCGGCCGCUUCAGCUCGGCAGCGUCGCCGCUCACAGCGUCAGUGGAGCGGGGUUCAUGUCCCAGGUGCUCGGCUUGGCCUUAAUCACAACCGCCCGCCUGUGUGUUUGCUAGGAGGCUAACACAGAUUGAUCAGAGCAGGGAAGUCGAAGGCUUGGGCGGAGAGAGGCGCAGGAGGAGGCCGGCUCGCGGCGCAGCAUCGCCCCGUGUAUGGUGCUGCUCUGACGGAGGGAGCGGAGGAGCAGCAGCCGGAGCUGCUGACCCAGAGAUGGCUGUCCUCAAACUGGCCGAGCAGCCUCCUCUCAUCCAGGCGAUCUUCAGUGGAGAUCCUGAGGAAAUCCGUAUGCUCAUAUACAAAUCUGAAGACAUCAAUGCUCUGGAUGCAGAGAAGAGGACGCCGCUGCAUGCGGCAGCUUUCCUGGGCGACGCUGAGAUCACCGAGCUCCUCAUCCUCUCUGGAGCGAGGGUUAACGCCAAAGAUAAUAUGUGGCUCACGCCUCUGCACCGCGCCGUGGCAUCUCGGAGUGAAGACGCAGUGCGAGUGUUGAUCCGUCACUCGGCAGACGUCAACGCUCGGGACAAGAACUGGCAGACGCCGCUUCACGUCGCCGCCGCCAACAACGCGCUGCGCUGCGCCGAGGUCAUCAUCCCGCUGCUAAGCAGCGUCAACGUGUCGGACCGCGGCGGACGCACGGCUCUGCACCACGCUGCCCUCAAUGGCCACACCGAGAUGGUGAACCUGCUCCUCAACAAAGGAGCAAACAUCAACGCGUUUGACAAGAAGGACGGACGAGCUCUGCACUGGGCUGCGUUCAUGGGUCACCUGGAUGUGGUUUGUCUGCUGGUGAGUCAGGGGGCGGAGAUCAGCUGCAAAGACAAACGGGGAUACACACCCCUCCACACGGCGGCCUCUAGUGGACAGAUAGCCGUGGUCAAACAUCUGCUCAACCUGGCUGUGGAGAUCGAUGAGUCGAACGCCUUUGGGAACACGGCGCUCCACGUGGCGUGUUUUAACGGCCAGGACGCCAUCGUCAGCGAGCUGAUCGAUUACGGCGCCAACGUCAGUCAGCCCAACAACAAGGGCUUCACGCCGCUGCACUUUGCCGCCGCCUCCACGCACGGAGCGCUGUGUCUGGAGUUCCUGGUCAACAACGGCGCGGACGUUAACGUGCAGAGUCGGGACGGGAAGAGUCCUCUCCACAUGACGGCGGUUCACGGACGCUUCACACGUUCGCAGACGCUCAUACAGAACGGCGGGGAGAUCGACUGCAUGGACAAAGACGGAAACACGCCUCUUCACAUCGCCGCUCGCUACGGUCACGAGCUCCUCAUCAACACGCUCAUCACCAGUGGAGCAGACUGCACACGACGCGGCGUUCACGGCAUGUUCCCUCUUCACCUCGCUGCUCUCAACGCUCACUCCGACUGCUGCCGGAAACUACUGUCCUCAGGCUUCCAGAUCGACACUCCGGACAGUCUGGGCAGAACGUGUCUGCACGCCGCCGCCGCCGGAGGGAACGUGGAGUGUGUGAAGCUGCUGCUGAGCAGUGGAGGAGAUCACAACAGGAGAGACACCUGCGGCAGGACGGCUCUUCACUACGCUGCAGCCAGUCGUCACUUCCAGUGUCUGGAGACUUUAGUCGCCUGUGGCACCGCCAUCAACGCCACUGACCAGUGGGGGCGCUGUGCUCUGCACUACGCUGCUGCCUCGGACCUGGACAGGAGACGUCGUGUUGCUCUGGAGCCAGAGAGUGAAGGAGUUCAGGCGGAGAGAGAGAAGGAGGCGGGGCUGUGUUUGGAGUUCCUGCUGCAGAGCGGAGCCACGUCCUCGCUCAAAGACAAACAGGGUUACAGUCCCGUCCACUACGCCGCCGCGUACGGACACAGACACUGUCUGGAACUGCUGCUGGACAGAGACAACAGUUGCCAUGACGACCCCGAAUCCCCGAACGCCAGGAGUCCGCUGCACCUCGCCGCGUAUCACGGCCACGCCCAGGCUCUGGAGGUCCUGCUGCAGGGACAGAGGGACGUGGACCAGGGGGACGAAGUGGGCCGGACUCCCCUGGCUCUGGCCGCGCUGCGCGGCCACGCCGACUGCGUCCACACCCUCCUCAGCCAGGGGGCGUCGCCGCGCAGCACCGACACGCAGCAUGGACGCAGCCCCGCCCACCUGGCAGUGAUGAACGGUCACACGACGUGUGUGCGCCUCCUGCUGGACGAGUCGGACAGCGCAGACCUCGUAGACGCAGCUGACUCUCAGGGACAGACGCCUCUGAUGUUGGCGGUGGCGGGCGGACACGUGGACGCCGUGUCGCUGCUGCUGGAGCGAGACGCCAACGUCAACAUGGCCGACAACCACGGCCUCACUGCGCUGCACCUCGGCCUGCUGUGCGGUCAGGAGGAGUGCAUCCAGUGUCUGCUGGAGCAGGAAGCGUCCAUCCUGCUCGGAGACUCGUGGGGUCGCACCGCCAUCCACCUGGCCGCGUCCCGGGGACACGCCUCCUGGCUGAGCGAGCUGCUGAGCAUCGUCUGCUCGGAGCCGCCGUCGCCGCCGCCGCUGAGAGACAACAGCGGAUACACGCCGCUGCACUGGGCCUGUUACUACGGUCAGGAGGGCUGUGUGGAGGUCCUGCUGGAGCAGAAAGGUUGUCGCUGUAUUGAUGGAAACCCCUUCACACCUCUGCACUGCGCUGUAGUCAACGAUCACGAGACGUGUGCAUCUCUGCUGCUGGAGGCCAUGGGCUCAGACAUCGCAGGCUGUAAGGACGCCAAGGACAGGACGCCGCUUCAUGCCGCAGCCUUCGCGGGACAUGUUGACUGCGUCCAGCUGCUCCUGUCGCACGACACGGCCGUGGAUGACGUGGACCAAUCGGGUCGCACGGCGCUGAUGAUGGCGGCCGAGAAGGGCAGAGUCGGAGUUCUCGAGGUGCUGUUGACCAGCGCCAACCUCACGAUGACGGACAAAGACGGAAACACAGCUCUGCAUCUAUCAUGUAGUAACGGAAAAGAAGACUGUGUGUUGUUGAUUCUGGAGAAAAUGUCCGACACGACGCUCAUCAACGCCACAAAUGCAGCUCUGCAGACACCUUUGCACCUGGCGGCGCGCUGCGGCCUGAAGAGGGCAGUGCAGGAGCUUCUGUCUCGAGGAGCUAACGUUCAGACGGUGGACGAGAACGGUCUGACUCCUGCUCUGGCUUGCGCUCCGAGCAGAGAGGUGGCCGACUGUCUGGCUCUCAUUCUGGCUACCAUGAUGCCUUUCUGCUCCCCUUGCAGCUCCGGGGCCCCGUCCCCAGGCUCCCUGCUGAGGCAGCUGCACAACCCGGGGGCCAAAGUGCCCCCCCCCGCCAUCCGCCGGGGCCCACGCAGCCCCAGGAACCCGUCCAGACCCUCGAGCGAGGGAACGACAGAGAACGACUCGGAGGACUCGGAGACUUUCUGACACUCUCUCUCCUCUGACCUCUGACCUCCAACUGAACCUUUGUUCUUUUUUUUUAUUUCCCACCAUGACUCAGCGGUUUUAUGUCUGCAGUUACGGAGCGACACCUUCAAUAUUUAACAGAAUAUACGCGAAUAAUCCCACGAAUAAACCGAUAAAUAUAAAAUAAUUUAAAUGGACGACUAAUCUUUGCAGAUUAUCACAUUUUUGUCUCGCGUAUCUUAAUUGACGAACGACUGUGUGAAAUUGAAGCUGCGGUGCGCCACCUGCUGGUGAAAACACUGUAAAAUAACCUAUUUCCGCCCACAUUGGCCCACACUUUGUCGCAUUUAUUCGUCUCUUUUAGGCUAAUUAACCUUUUUGUUUGCGUUUCUUUGCAGCGUAGAAAUUGUUACCAAUGCUGGUUUCUGCUGACUGGAUGUACGUACAUGCAGCUAAUUUAGUAGAACAGCCAAUAGGAGGCGCCCUCACUCUAUUAGCUGCUCUAUGAUUGGUUAAAUUCUCCUGUCACAGGGAAAAAUGGGAGGUGCAAAAGUCACAUGAGUUGUGUUACGAUAAAAAGCACAUUUUUGAAUUAUUGAUCAAUUAGGCAAAAAAAGUUGAUCUAAAUUAAAACACAGUUUUCCCUUAAAUGUUAAGACAUUUGGAGCUAAUGUUACAUUUUGGUCACAAUAUUUACAAAAUUCAUUUCAACGUCCUAGUCUACAAUUAAAUAAUUCUGAAUAUCUCUGUUUAAAUGACAGAUUAUUCCGAUGAAAUCAAACUUUUUUCUUUUUACGUAACAAGUUACAAUACUUGAUAGUAAGUAAAAUACUUAAUUUUAGUUAAACUAUCAGUAUUUUAUAUGCUGUUUUGAAAUGGAAAAUUUAUUUUUUAAUAAACUGUUUUACAGUUAUAAUUACAUAAGUUUUUGUAUUUUCUUAUGGACUCAACUUUUUGAUUGAUUGGUUUUGUAAAAUAUUGAAAAAUAAAACAAUCGUUUGGAUUUAAUAUUUAAAUAUGUGCGGGAAAUAAAUAAUAAAUAACAAAAAUGUGUAAAUGUAGGAUUUAAAGAUAUUCAUGUGAUCAUUGACGUUUCCUGUGUUGAAUAUUGAAGGUUUGUCCAGAUUCGUCCUCCAAUCACUGCCACGUUUUUCAUCUUAGUUUCGUUUUCAUGGAAGAAAAACAAACGAACGUCGGAGCCGCUGCACGACCUCACACUGACUCUGAACGACUCUGAUCCCAGACCCGUUGUGGUUUCUUCACGUCAGCAUGUUUUAAAUCCACUCACAGGUGCUAAAACCCAAACCGACCUCGGUACUCUGUCUCUGAGAGACACGCGUGUUAGUCUUAAAAAAAUAUGAAAGAAUAAAAGAAGAAGCCAUUUUUUAAGUGUUUAUAAAAGUGAAGUAGAACGUUAGAAAAACUCUGUGUCAUUUUAGCCUUUUCCUGAUUUUUGGCGUCUUUGUUUUUGCACCAAAUACAAAUAUUUGACUUAGUUUUAUUUUCGUUUACCGUCAACACCUGAAGCACAAGUUUGUCGGAACGUGUUCACAGUUCUUACGCAAUUUUUAUGUCGACGAUGUUCAGUCUUUCACUCGUUCACUCUGGCCUCGUCUUCCCUGAAUCAUGCUCAACUUUUUUUUUUUUUUUAACAUUGUGUGACUUUUCCGCACGUCUGUCGGGAGGUUUUGCGCGUACAUUCUCGUUCCUCAGAGGACGAACUCUUCUGAUUUAACGCGUUAAAGUCGAGAGAUUGUCACUCGUUUGUUCACAACUUCAGUCAAGAUUGAAAAUAUCAAAACGACAAUUAAAAAAACAUUGUCAUGACAUUUUGGUGGGAAAUCAGGUUCCUCAGAGGGUGGACCCUUCUGUGGUGAUCUUUGGACUCAACCGCACGUCUCUAUCGGUUGUUCAACUUUGAAUCAGACCGAAAAGGUUUUUUAUGACAAUCACGAAGGAUUGUCACAGGGUUCAUACAUUCACAUUCCCCAGAGGAUAAACCCUUUUGACUUUUGCGAUCCUUAAACCUUUUCAAUUGUUUGUAGGUCAGUUCCUGUCUUCGGUCCAGAUUGAAAGUAGCAAAAAAAACGCCUAUUGCUAAUUAUCGUCAUGACGUGUAGGUCGUAUAAUCGUGUUCCUUGAUGCAAUUUAAACGUACAAAUUGCGUCCGCGACGAUGUGCGAUGAACGAUAACUCAACGGAACUGAGAUGCUCUCACUCGUGAACGUGACUGAAACAUGACAGAUUUUUUGUAAGCAUUUUUAAUCCCGUGGGCCUAAAAUGGCCGCCCGCGCACUCUUCGGACUCUUCUUCGUUUUGUUGACCCGAUCACGGCGCUCGUGUUUGUACGCACUUCGUAGACCAGGGUAACCUUCACCACCACGGUAAUAAUUAUGAUUAUGAUGAUAUUUAUUCUCUGAAACGCGAUACACGAUGGUACUGAUGAUAUAACUGCCAGCACUUACACUUGACCACGCCCCCUGCCCCUCCCCCUCCCCCUCCCUCGUUUACCUGACAGCUACGUGCCAUCGUCUCAAACGUGUCCAGUGCCUUGAUGUCCAUCACUUUUUUUUUUUAUUGGUCUUUCCUCAUGUUUCCCUGUUGUUGUUGUUGUUGUUAAAUCCCAAUGAUUAUUUUUUUUUAAUUCUGAAGCUCAGUGGUGCAGAUUUGUCCAGAUUAUCACAUUUUUACUGGAAACAAAAAAUCUAGAAAAUUCUCAGUUAUUACUAAAAUGGACGUCAGGGUAUUUUUGGACACUAAUUUUAAAAAUGCUGUUUCCAAAUUAAAAAAAUAAUAAUAAUUUUACAGCAAAAAACAGAAAAUAAUUGUUUUUGGAAUCAACUGGGCUUAAUGUGAAUUUUCCACUUAUUUUCAGUUUUUCUGGACAUUCAUUUUUUUGACGACAGUCAAAAAAAAAUGUGGAAAGUGUGGAAAUAAAGUUUGGUUAAUUUUCAGUAAACUUUUUUAAAAUUUUGGAUUUUUUUUUCCAACUUCUUAAAUGUGAAUUUUUUUAAAAUAACAUUUGACAGUUUGUUUGAAAGUUUACAGUAAAAACCUGAACAUCUGGACAAAUAAAAACUGUCUCACCACCACGAAAUACUUCAGAUGAAUUAAUAAUUUUGAGUGUUUAUGAUAGAGAUUUUUUUUUUUUACCUACAUUGACGAUUUUUCAGAAUUUGUCUCAUUGCUUAAACAAAUCUUUAUGAAAAAGACCAAAAAGUAACUUUUCCCAAAAUGUUUUUUAGAUGUUUUCUUAUAACAAUCUUUAAUUUAAAACCCCCCCGCAGAUUAGGAUUAAUUGAAGGAAAAUCUUUGCAUAAUUUAAGAUACUGUCACUUACAAAAAAUUAAAAUCAGGACAUUUACUGAAUUUAAAGUAAGAAAAUAAAAAAAAUAGCUAACUUUAUAUUCCACAAAAAAAUUUAAAUUAAAUUUUCUUUAAAUUUCUUUUUAAAAGAAGCAUUUUCUGGGGACUAUUUUGAGCAUUGGAUGAAAGUAAAUCAAAGUUAUAAUAAGAUACAUUUCAUCACAUGUUUAGUUUUUGGUCUUUUUACUGAGAUUUGUUAACAUAAUAAUAAUAAUAAUAAUAAUAAUAACAGGCCUUUUAUUCUCUUAAGUUUGUGUGAAAGUGUGAGUUUGAGCUUCGGUACUGAACAGUUUCUUGUUUUUUUUGUACAUAAUGUCAACGUAAAAAAAAUGAUGACAAAUUUAAUACCAACAAUGUUUUUGUUUUUUUGUAAAUGAAUGAAGUGAUCAGAGUGUAACGUGUGAUGGACGUCGGUGUGUCCGUCUCUUCUGUCCUCGCUGCUGCUGCUGCUGAGACUGAAUCUGUCUGCCAGUAUUAUUUUUAGGAUCAAUAUUUUAAAUAAAUAUUCUGCCAGACGACAUGAGCGUCGCCAUCGUCACAGCAGUUCCUGAUGCAGUACGACACGUCGAGCGCCGUCUGUCGGCUUCUCUCCUUUUGUUUUUAUAGAAAUUGUACGAUAAUAAAAAAUGGGUUUGAAGUU
This is a messenger RNA of Solea solea (common sole), 7719 nucleotides long. RefSeq names its product ankyrin repeat domain 44 (gene ankrd44). The coding region runs from base 564 to 3734 and encodes 1056 amino acids. Lineage: Eukaryota; Metazoa; Chordata; Actinopteri; Pleuronectiformes; Soleidae. The transcript is spliced from 27 exons. Gene Ontology annotation, molecular function: protein binding. The record is from RefSeq and is a predicted model, not a curated record.